AUGUCCGGAAGCAAUUUAGAGGCCGAGGGAAACAAGAGUUCCAACUGGGAACGUAUUGAGAUGCUUGAGGGGCAUACUACAAAAGUCGUGGACGUUCUUGGUGAGGUCAGCACUACUAUGGCCAAACUAAGGAUGGCUUUGAAUGCUAGUAGCCGUGAGAGUGAAGAAAAUAUGAGAGCCAUGGAUGCCAUGAGGAGAGAAACACGCAAAAGUAUAGAGAGACUUGAGAGAAGACUUAUUGAGGGUCGAGAGCAACAUCAUGAACCGAAUGGACAAAUACUAAACACAGACAACAUCAUGGUUGCUUAUGAGCUCCUCCAUACUAUGCAAUCUAGGCAAAAGGGAAGAGAAGGCAGCAUGGCUAUCAAGCUAGAUAUAUCUAAAGCAUAUGAUAGAGUGGAAUGGGAAUUUCUGCAAACAAUGCUCACUAAGCUAGGAUUCAGUGACAAAUGCAGGAAACUAAUCAUGGCUUGUGUUAAAUUUGUUUCUUACUCAGUAGUUGUGAAUGGGAUCCCAGGAGACAUCAUUUGGCCAACAAGAGGAUUAAGGUCAAAGGUAGAGGAAUGGACCAUCAAUGUCCAUUUGUUAAAAAUCUAUGAAGUAGCAUCUAGACAAACCUUGAACUGGCAGAAAACCUCCAUCCUAUUUAGCUCAAAAACUAAUGCUACUGCAAAAGAGUGCAUUUCCCAACAUGCUGAAGGUGUAAUAUGUGACAACUACAAUGAAUAUUUGGGUUUGCCCACCAUGGUAGGAAAAUCCAAGUAUAACACAUUUAUUGGCCUAAAAGAAAGGAUUUGGAAAAGGAUAAAUAGUUGGAAGAUCUCAUUUCUAUCCUCUGCAGGGAAGGAAAUCAUGAUCAAAAGUGUACUGCAAGCCAUACCAGCUUACACAAUUAGUGUAUUUAAAUUGCCAAAGAUGCUUCUCAAAGAAAAUGAAACUAUGAUUGCAAAAUUUUGGUGGAACCAGAAAAAGGAAGGUAGGGGUAUUCAUUGGAAAAGCUGGAACAAACUUGGAUUAGCAAAGGGCAUGGGGGGCCUAGGAUUCUGUGAUCUCAAUUGCUUCAAUAGAGCUCUAUUAGCAAACAAGGGUGGAGAAUUUUACAGGAACCCUCAUCAUUGA
Molecule: messenger RNA, 1119 nt
Organism: Carya illinoinensis
Lineage: Eukaryota; Viridiplantae; Streptophyta; Magnoliopsida; Fagales; Juglandaceae
Exons: 3
Coding region: 1-1119 (372 amino acids)
Source: RefSeq, a predicted model, not a curated record